AGCAGCCCUCGGCGGCGGCAGCGACGGUGCUGCUGGUACGUGAUUUUCCUCUCCUGCCGAGGUUCCCGGUAGUUUGAUAUAAAUACACCCAGUGAUUUUGUGGCUCCAAACUCCAAUUAUUCAGGAAGCUGAUUCUGCAGCUGCAGUGGAUGCAAUCUGAAAGCCUGCAGUGAGCAUCAGCCAGGACCCAAGGACUUCAAUAACCAGGAAAAUGCCUGCCUUUCCCAAGGAACAAACAAAGGAGAAACCUUUAUUUCUUGUGUAGCUGGAAGGAAAAGCAAUACAAUCUUGCCACCCAGUUAAUUUAAAGGAGCAUUUUUCAAAAUACCUCUUGGCUGUGUGAAUCUUGUAACUCUGACACCAACGUGCCUUUGGACCUGUGCAAAUAAAUCAUUGAAGUAUUGAUUGGGCAAAGAGGACAUUGAUAGAGUGACUCUUGGAGGAUCAUGACAAAGCACUCAGAGAUCAUCAAUUUGUCAUUUUUGUUGGAACAUGAAAGGGAAACAAUAUUGGGAGUAUUGAAGAGAGAUGAGUACUUGAAAAAAGUUGAGGAUAAAAGAAUAAGGAAAUUGAAAAAUGAGCUCCUGGAAGUGAGAAGGAAAGGCGGGAACCGCCGCUCUGAACAGGACAACAGCAGGGUCUGCGUUCGCUGCCAGAAAAGCCUGGGCUUCAUCUUUGACAGGGGAGAGCUGUGCCAGAGCUGCCAGCUGCGGGUGUGCAGCUCCUGCCGUGUGCUGGCAGCUGAUGGGCACUGGAAGUGCUCGGUGUGCGCCAAGAUUGCAGAGCUACGGAUAGUGACAGGAGAAUGGUUUUUUGAAGAGAGAGCAAAGCGCUUCAAACAAUCAAAUCUUGGAACUGAUGUUGUCAGACAGUCAAUCCUUCACAAAUUCCCAGACACAGUUUCCAAUGCAGAUGACGAAAGAACACUCAAAGAUCAACCCCAAGAGAAUGAAGAAAAAAAACCAGAUGCACCAGUCUGUUUCACAAAUGGGCACAAAUCUGUCUUCAGCAGACCUAGAAAGAUUGGAGGCAGCACGCUUUCCCUGGGCAGCAGCAGUGCAGGGGCUGCAGCAGGAGGUGCCAGGGGCAGGGGCAGCUCUCCCCGGGCGCGCUCUCCGGCGCUGGGCGCGCGCAGCGUGACCAUGGACUGCAGCGGGGACAUUGGCUUGGAAAAUGGCAUGAUUAUCCCAGCAAGUGAAAGUGUACCUGAAGAUUUAGUAAAGAAGCACUGCAGGAAACCAUCUGGAACACCUUCCAUUGCAGUUUCUAGGGUAUCUUUGUCAUCAGACCGCAGCCGAUCUGAGAUAGAUUUGAGUGAAUCUUUCUCUGAAGGAAAUGAGGAUACCCUGAGCAUAAGAAGCAAAUCUGUACCUAGUGCCUUAGAUCAGGAAUUGGGCUAUCUGGAUGAAACAGAAGAAGAUAUUGAUGACAUAGUGGCCUCUUGUUAUCCAAGAAAACACGAACAUAUGACAAGUGGAUUAUCAACAAACUCUCCAGAAGGCUCUGACAGAAAAUGGACAUAUUUAAAUGUUCCUGAAGCAGAUGGUGAUACUACGAGCAUUACCAGCAUGAUGAGUGUGUAUAGUGAAACUGGUGACUAUGGCAACGUGAAGGUCAGCGGUGAAAUCCUCCUCGGUAUCAACUACAUCUACAGAACUGGUGCCCUCAACAUCCUGGUGAGGAGCUGCAGGAACCUGGCCAUUGCAGAUGAGAGGAAGCAAAGGACUGACCCGUAUGUCAAAGCCUACCUUCUGCCUGAUAAGUCCCGCCAAAGUAAGCGCAAGACCAAAAUUAAAAGUAACAGCACCAACCCAGAAUUUAAUGAGACACUGAAGUAUGUCAUCAGCCACUCACAGCUGGAAACCAGGACCCUACAGCUUUCUGUCUGGCACUAUGACAGGUUUGGACGCAACAGCUUCCUUGGGGAAGUGGAAAUUCCGUUCGACUCCUGGAACUUUGAAAAUCAGGGCGAUGAGUGGUUUGUGCUCCAGCCCAAGGUGGAGGUUGUGACAGAUUUUGGGCUUCAAUACAAAGGAGAACUGACAGUGGUUUUACGCUAUAUUCCCCCAGACAGAAACCUAAUGCUUCCUCUGGGACAGUUUCAAGGAAAGAGAGGCUUCAAAAAAGGAAAAAAAGGAGAUUCUCAUCUGCCAUCUGGAGGCAUAUUAGAAGUACUUAUCAAAGAAGCAAAGAAUUUAACAGCAGUGAAAUCAGGAGGCACAUCUGAUACUUUUGUGAAAGGAUACCUGCUCCCAGAUGACAGCAAAGCUACAAAACACAAAACUCCCGUAGUCAAAAGGAGUGUGAACCCCCAGUGGAAUCACACCUUUGCCUUCAGUGGCCUGAAUUCCAGGGACAUACGGAAUGUCUGCCUGGAGCUGACCGUGUGGGACAAGGAGUCACUCUCCAGUAACAUUUUUCUGGGAGGUGUCCGUCUGAGUGCUGGAAAUGGUGUGAGCAAUGGCAAGGAGGUUGACUGGAUGGACUCUCAAGGGGAAGAGCAGCACCUCUGGCAGAAGAUGAUUGACAGCCCGGGAGUUGCAGUGGAAGGAGUGUUAAUGCUGAGAUCCAGCAUGGGAAAACGCAGAGUCUGAAAGACUUUAACUACUGGGGGUGCCACAGGUACUCCUGGCUCCGGUGGGGUCCAGGCUCUUGUCACUUUGCCCAUUUGAGCAUCAGAAGGGUUGUACCCUUUGCCUUGGAUAUUAAGACUCUGAGUGAGAUUUUAAUGCAUUCUGCACUUUCAUGCCCGUUUUUAACCCAGGCUUCUUGUGUGAAUGGUUUCUCCUGAAGCCAGUGGAACUGGACCUUGUACAGAGAUCAGACUGGCUUUCUCUGUCCCUCCUGGUGGCUGGAUGCAGCUGAUGAACAUUCUGCCUGAGCACUGCUCAGAGUGAGCAAAUUCUCUUGAUGGUCUUUUAUUGAGUAAUGCCAGGUUUAUGAACCUCUUUCUGGCUCAGAGACGGCCCAGAAGGCAGCAGUGGCACAGCACAAGCAGAUUCAGAGAGAAUCUGUGCUUUGGUGUCUGGAAGUUAAGAAGCCAUAAUGUUGUGGAUGACAACAAGCAGUGUUUCUUUAUUGUGUUUGCUUGUUGGGCUGUGCAGUGGUGCAGCACAACAGGCUUGGGACCAGCACCCAACCAAGCAGGGCCAGUGCAGUGUGUGCACCCUAGGAACAGGCAGCAGUGAGCUGGUGGGCAGUGCUGGUGUCCUGGCAUCCUCUGGGUAUUUUAAUGCACAUGUAUAAAAGGCAGACUUGGUUCAACGUAACCAAAGAGCCUCUAGUGAAAAUGAAUCAUAACAAAUCCUGUUUCCAGAACUACAUGAUGCUACUGUGCUUUCCAUUCAGUUGACAGCUCUAGCCAAGACCUUCUGAUGUCAUUGAACAGAGGGAGAAUGUCCACAUGCCAGUCCCCAUCUGAUGUGUCACUGAGAUGAGACACAUGCCAGGUUUGGAGAGAGUUAACUAAAACUUGAUUCAACAGAUUGUAUAAAACAGAAUGGGAUUAAAGCACAUGCCAAAGUGAUCUGCAUAACUGUAAAAUCUUCUCUGAAUGGGGUCCCAUCCAGGCCCAUGCACAUUAUUUAUAAUCCAAGUAGGACAUUUCUCCUGAACAUCCCCCAGUGGAUUUAGUGAUGAGUGGGUCUUGGCCAAUACAAUCAUUAUUCUUAUUAACUGUGACAACUGUUCCACAGUAAUUUUGUGAUUUUUCAAAGUAUAAGACCAAGGAAGAUCAGGACACUGAAUGAACAGCAUUUCUUCUGAAUUUUCCACAAUUAGAACACAACUUUCUAUUUGCACUGGUAAAUACAUAAUACUGGUAAAUUCCUACAUUUUGAUUUUUACCCCAAAGUUUAUUGCAAGAAGUCUAGAUUGAGCAACAGAAUAUGAGUUGAUAGCUAAACAACCAUGGCUGGAGAUUUUGACGUCUGUUGUUGUCCUAGUGGAAAAUUAACUACAUGUAUUUAGAGCUAAAUUCAAAACCUUAAAAUGUAACAUUAAUUCUUUUCUUUUUAAGGUAUUUUAUGCUGUUUUUUGUUGGAGUGGCUGUAAACUGCA
This is a messenger RNA of Ficedula albicollis (Collared flycatcher), 4059 nucleotides long. It is a transcript of the gene SYTL5, whose product is annotated as synaptotagmin like 5. Gene Ontology annotation, biological process: exocytosis; intracellular protein transport. NCBI's taxonomy places the organism in Eukaryota, Metazoa, Chordata, Aves, Passeriformes, Muscicapidae. Gene Ontology annotation, cellular component: exocytic vesicle; plasma membrane. The record is from RefSeq and is a predicted model, not a curated record. The transcript has 17 exons. Gene Ontology annotation, molecular function: phospholipid binding; neurexin family protein binding; small GTPase binding. The coding region runs from base 447 to 2594 and encodes 715 amino acids.